Cylas formicarius (sweet potato weevil) is the source of this 4127-nucleotide messenger RNA. RefSeq lists its product as uncharacterized. The transcript has a single exon. The coding region runs from base 200 to 2944 and encodes 914 amino acids. The record is from RefSeq and is a predicted model, not a curated record. Lineage: Eukaryota; Metazoa; Arthropoda; Insecta; Coleoptera; Brentidae.
UUUGGCCGAUCGCGCGACGAUGCGUCCCUUCACCGACUCGAACGAUGAAUCGAACCGUCACUCCAGACCGCCGGGAUUGAACACGCCUGUCAUGUUAUGAUACCGGCCGCGUGACCGUCGUUUUCUUUUUCGUUUUGGACAUUUUUCCUCGUUUCCCCCGGCGUUUUCCGUUUUUCGAACUUGUUAGAAAUAGUGCGCGAUGGCGAGCGGCGGCAGCGGUAUCCAGCAGCAGUUCCAGCAGCCGUACCAGUGCAAGGAAUGCGGGCUGUCGUUCAACUCGGCCGAGUCCCUCGACGUUCACCUGCAGUACCACAAGGAGAACCUGCUCAAGCAUUGGGCGGUCCAGGCGGGCGGUUCGCACUCCUCCGACGAGACCAACAACAACAUGACGAAGUCGACGACGACGACGAUGAUAAAACGUGAGUUUAAUUCGAACAAUUCGGACGGCGCGGAAAUGCAAAAGAAGAGUCCGGAGUAUAAUAGGGCAACGCCCGAUCACAUCUACGGGCACCCGCCCACCCCGCAGAGUUAUCAGAGCGCGUCGUCGCCAUACCAGAACCCCGAAAGCGCCGCGUUCUCCCCGAACUUUUCCAAUUUCCAAAUCAAAAGCGAGGCGCACUCGCCCGCCUCCCACUACCAGCAAAAUUCGUUUUCCCCGUACGCGGACCAGCAGUUUUUCGGAGUCGAUUCGAACCAGCAGCAGCAAUACCAGCAGGAGGUGAACGUCAACAAGGCGUCCGGCGCGCGUCAAACCUCGUUCCGCUAUCACCCUUACUCGACGCAACAACCCCAGGCACAGGUGCCCGCCUCGAGUCCCGCGUACCCGCCGCAGCCGACCCCUUCGCCCAGCCCCAAGCAGUGCGACAAGUGCGGUUACGUGUGCGAAUCGGCCGCUCAGUUAAUCGAGCACAAUAACCUGUCGCACCCCUCGACCCCUCAACAAUAUCCUCAGCAUUUCAUGUUCGACCACCAGCAGCAGCCGUCCAUCAAAACCGAAGAGGACGGUUCCCAGAGCGAGAUCCUAGAUUUGGACUCGCACAAAGUAGUACACCCGGUGUGGGUGGACGGUAAAGAGGACGAGAAGAGGUCCGAAAACCCGCACUCGGUGUCCGCUAUGUUGAACUCGUGGCCGCAGCCGCAGGGCAACAUGUUCCAGAACGACCACGGGGUGUUUAUGAACGAAUCGGAACCGAAACUGUUUCCGGGUUUACCGAACAUACCCGACGGUAAAAUGUUCGCGCCCAACUACAACAGCAACGCGGUCGUGACGUCGACCAACCAAGAGAUCGGCAACGGUCUGGGUCAGAACCAGCAGACGUAUAGGCCCUUCGAUCACAUGCAGCCUUCCCAAGCAUCAUCUGUGAUCUCGAGCACCCCGCAAGUUCCUAAUGCGAACGGGGGCGGCGCGGCGCCAGCAGCGCCGCCUACCAAAAGCGCGAACUGGAAAUCGAACGAGGCGCGACGACCAAAGACGUACAACUGUACCGCCUGCAACAAGUGGUUCACCAGUUCCGGCCAUCUGAAGCGCCACUAUAACACGACGUUGCACAAGAACGCGGUCAAAUCGAGCGGCCAGCCUGAUCCGGCGUCGAUGCCGAUCAGCGCGCACCACCACCCCACCCGGGAGGCGUCUUCGAGCAAGGAAGAUCGGUCGACGUCUGGUAGUCCCAGGGAAGACUCGAGGGGGGAAGAUUCGAACAACAUGUCGUCCCAAUUCGACAGGAUCAACCUGAUGCCGGGGUUGCUUCAACACCCACCGAACGGCCCAUACGACCGGCAACCGAGUAUGCAUCACACGCCGCCGAUGCAUUCCCCGAUGGCGCCGAGCCCUUUGGGUACCCCGAGUCCGAUCAUGAACUCGAAUUUUCCCGGCAUACCGAACGGCAGUCCCCCAAACGGGGAGGCAGGCCUCUCACCCAACACCAGUCUAGAUUCGAGAGGCCUGCUGUCGAUCGGUUCCCCUCACAAUAUGGCCCCGCCGCCGCCUCAUGGUUUCAACAUGAUGGCGCACCACCAGACGGGUCCUAUGAUUUCCCCAAUGGAGGGCAACCAGUUUCAGAUGUACCCAAACGAGUCGGCCCCCCACGUUACGCAGGCUACGGCUAUCAGCAGCCACAAUACUACUGGUGAGAUCCAGUUCAGUAUAGAUGGCAGUGCGGUCGUAGUUCAGGAAAGCCAGCCGUUGCCUAGUUUCGCGCAGAUCCAGGCGCACCGGUACGGCGUCAUCAACUACGGUUUAGCGAACGUGGGGGGCGGGGGUACGGCAACGACCCCUUACUUUUACGCACAGAACGACAUGGACGAGUCCAAAUCGUUGAUUUUUCGCGACGAGAAUACCUACAAGCUCGCCGUCCUGACCACCAACGAAAAUAACAUGUACUCGUCGCCUAGCAACAACAACAAUAACAACGACGAGUUGUCGCUGAUGGAGCCCGAGAUGAACAUUACUUUCGACCCGGACGACAUAAAGUUCAUGAGGAAGGAUCCGUUGGCGCUGGAGCCGACCAAGAAGCCGGAUUACGAGGAGACGAGCGGCAGCCCGGUGAUAUCGUCGACAGUCAACAGCAAAGAAGGCAAAACGAAAUGCUUCGAUUGCGACAAAGUCUUCAACAGGCCUUGCUACUUGACGCAGCACAACAAGACCUGCCACAACGGCGACAAGCCGUUCAAAUGUACCAGGUGCGGCAAGAGGUUCUCGUCGGAGGAGAUAUACAAGGAGCACGCGAGCAAGCACGCCGGAGAGAAGCCCCACAAGUGUGACGUAUGCCCGAAGCAGUUUAACCACAAGACCGAUUUGAGGAGGCACAUGUGCUGUCACACGGGGCGGAAGCCUUACGUGUGCGAGACCUGCGGCAAAGGCUUCAUCCGGAAAGAUCACAUGAUGAAGCACAUGGAGACGCACGUGAGGAAGGCCCAGAGUAAAAGCGGUGCAAUCAGGUCGUGAGGCUUAUUUUGUAAAAUAUUAUUUAUUUUGUACCCGUUCAUUGGCACCGUUUCCAUCUGAAAAUUUGUUUUCGAUAUGGUUGUACAUAUGAUUCUAUUUUUGUCCGCGUAAUUCAUUUUGCUAUGAAAUUGUGACGAUCAGAAUAACAGAGUUUAAACGCGUAAGACGAAUUGCUCAACGGUAAUUUUUUAUAUAGACUCCGAAUGACCUAUUAAACAAUAUACAAAAACAGCAAUACCUCAGAAUCUCAGUUAUAAGAAUAGAUAUAAAUAUAUAUCAGAUUAUAAUUAAUAUAAAUAAGAGUAAAUGUCAAUGUACAAACAUUUUAGAUUUGAUUUUUAUUUGAAACGAAAUGAUGAUGUAAAAAGAACGAUGUAUAUUCUUGCGUUUGCGCGUUUGGCGCCGUUAAAAUUUUGAAGCGACGUUUGUAAUCCGGCCAUAUCGAUUACGUCAGAAUUUUAUCGAAUCGCCACCCGUCGCGGAAAUAUAUCUAAAAUCCUAGACUUUCCGGAGAGUAAUAAUGACAUUGCAAUAAAAGUAAACAACGCAUUCCUUUGUACAUUUUUCUGUUGUUUUCAUUUUACGAAACUGUGAAUUGUUGUAUAUAGUUUUAUAUAUAUAUCUUUUUUGUUAAAUAUAGGUAAAUUAACUACCUCAGUUUUAUGAAUUCUGUGCCAAUUUUCUUUUUUAAUUAAUUUUUAGGCCAUCUGAUGUAUCGAAAGGUGGAUUAGAAAAUUUUAUAUGCCAAAUUUUCGACGAAAUCUUGAAUACACUUUUUAUAAAAAUUAUCCAACUUUUCGUCGGGCAUAUUCGUUAUCAUAUUAUAUUAUAGUGCAAUUCGACAUGAUUCGGGAAAUGAUCACUUUAUUUGUUAGGUUUGUAGGAAAACCUUUUCCAAAGCGCGGGAGUGAAUUGUAUGAAAUUUUUUUGGAAAAUUUUCCUAGUGAAGACUGUUACCACAUACAAGUUAGAAUUGAUUGUUUUGUUGACAUAAGUAUUUUAAUAUUAUAGGUGUAUAUUGUGAAUUAUUUUCGCCGUCGAAGGAUGUUAUUGUGGUAUAUUUGGCACGCCCUGAAUGUUUCAUUUUUUUAGUUAGACGAUGGAUGUAUUAUUUGUUAAGACUGAGACCGCAAGACAGUUGAAAAUCUAGGUUGACUAUUUUCUGUAAAUUUUUUCAAGAUAA